UGAGGAUUAAAUGAAAUCAUCUUUGUAGUGGCUUUGAUACACUGCACAAAUUCCAAUGUGCAAGAAACAUUGCAUCAUCUAUUUGUCUCUAAGUCAACUUAAAAAUUUUAAGGUGCAUGCACAAUACAAUGCACCUAUUUUAAGUGUACAGUCUGAUCGGUUUUGCAGAAUGUACAUACCAGUGGAACCACCACCACAGUCGAGUCAUAGAACAUUUCCAACACCCCAGAAUAUUCCCUGCUGCUCUUUGCAGCCAUCCCUCCCCCACCCCAGCUUCAGAGAGCCACUGAUCUGCGUUCUGUCACUAUAGAUUUGUUUUCUAGCCUUUCAUCUGAAUGGAAUUUCACUCAGUAAAACAUCUGUAAGAUUUACCCAUCCUGUCCUAUGUAUCAGUAGUUAACUCCUUUUUAUUGUCCAAGGGUCUUCCACUGUAGGAAAAUACUACAAGUUGUUUAUUCAUUCUCCUGCUGGCAGAUGUGGUGUUGUUUUCCAGUUUGAGGCCAUUAUGAAUGAAGCUGCUGUGAAUAUUCAUGAACAAGUCUUUGUGUGGACAUAUGUUCUUAUUUCUUUUGGGUAAAUGCCUAGGGAUUGGAUUGCUGGGUCAUAUGGUAAGUGUAUGCUUAUAAGAAACAGCUAACUCUCUUCCAGGGGGGUUAUAUCAUUUUCCACUCCCACCAACAAUGCAUGAUAGUUUUCUCAGCGUGGACAUGAACUGUUGAAGACAAUUAUGCCUCAUGGGGCCAUUCCUGCUCCAGGGAAAAGUUCUGUUACAGCUAGCUUCUCUGGAUCCCCACACAGCUGGGGAAGCAGUGGAGCUCCUGGGGCAGGUCACUGGAGCCUUCCUCGGACGCUUCCUUGGGUCCCUUGGGGAGAGCCACCCAGGGUCCUUUGCUCUUGGGCACCCCUUAGGAGGCAGCACACCGUACUGGGCAGCCAGCCCUGCUUCCUUAAUCCUGAAGAAACAUUUUUCCUGGAACCUCAUGGGGAACAUGAACCCUUGGAUUCUAAACUACAGCUGCUCAAAGUUUUCAUUUAUUUUCCCCCCUCUGUUUAAGUGCUGUUUUAAUAACUGAUUUUUUUUUAAUUAUGCUUUAUUCCUUUAAAAGUAAAUGUGUUGGAGGCUGUGCUCCACAGCGGGAGAGGCCACAACAGUGAGAGGCCCACGUACCUCAAAAAAAAAAAAAAGUAAAUGUGUUGGCCAGUAAGAACAUGAAAAGAUGUGUAAUAUCACUAAUCAUUAGGGAAAUGCAAAACAAAACUACAAGGAAUCACAGGUAGCCAAUGUCUUCACACCUGCGCUACCCUGCCCUUCCACAGGGAAAUCAUGCCGUAGCCCCACACGUCCAUGCACCUGUUUGGCAUUAACCAAGCAGUGUGACAGGCUAGGGAGGCAGGAGACUGGAGAGGCUGGGGGCAUGCUCCGAGCUGAGAACGAGCUCAGAAGGGGCCGAGACGGCAAGGGAAUCUGAAAAAUAGGGUGUUCCCUCCUGGCAGAGCAGGGCAUCAGGAGGGUACGGACAAACACCCUCCCACUAGAUGGGUGUCAGGAGACAAACACCACGAGUGAGCAGAGGAGGAGGCGUGACCCCUUGGCGGGGGGCUGAUUCAUAACACUGAGCAGAGAGAGAGAGAGAGAGCCCUCUUCCUGGAAGAUUUUGCCCUGAAACCACCAGCCACAGCAAGUGGCGUGGGAGAAAGCUCUCCAACAAAGGACAAAGGGAAGAAGGAGGGAUCUGGUGUCCAAAGAGCCAGGGGCGAGGGUCUGAGGCCAAGCCGGAGGUCAGUUACCAUGAGAUCAGGCCUCACGCGCCACGACUCAAGGAAGGAAACAGGCUGUGCUCCAGAAGAUGAGGACAUGGGUCACGAAAGCAGCAGAGACAGCUGGGACCUCAGUCUUCUGUACUCAGACAGAAACUUCCACCAUGGGCUCUCCUGGGUCUCCAGCUACAGAUGGGAGAUUUCGGGGCUUUUUGGCCUCCAUAAUCAUACAUAUGACUACAAAGGAGCUAAACAAGAAGGGCCAUUUACCAAACCAGGAGGGACAAAGGAGCUAAAGAAUGAACUCAGGGAGGUGAGGGAAGAGCUCAAGGAAAAAAUGAAGGAGAUAAAACAGAUAAAAGAUGUAAUGGACCAGGAAUUUGAAAAACUCCAGGAAUUUGUGGAGAUUAUAAAGGAAAUGCAAAAGGAUGUGGAUGAGGAGAUGGAUGUUUUAAUAAAUAUACAGAAGAAUAGCAAGCGUCCUCUCAGGAGAGGACCAAAGGAGCAGCAAGAACUCAGGCUGAUAGGAAAGAUGGACACAGACCCACAGAUCCGGCGGAAGAAAAUGGAUGGAGCUGAUGGAGUACCACUUGCCCUUCACAAAAAGAUGACGGCACUACAACAACCAAAAAAAGAUCCAAUGGAUUCCCUUCACCAAUGUGAUACCUGCUGUGAGAAAUGUUUGUUGUGUGCCCCAAAGAACAACUACAAUCAGCGGCAACUUCCAUACCAGGCCUGGGCAUCCUUUUCACCCUCGGCAUCUGGACAUGCUUUCUGAUUUAUCUGUGCUUCAACUCCUGUGUGACUGAGGACGUAGUUCCAACUUAGUGUCACCGCAGGACCUAUGAGCGGCUCCGGUUCAGCCUCUCCCCACUCCUUGAGCUGCACAGCAAAUGCUUGCUGCCCUCUUGCAUACCACCCUGCCCUUGUCUCCCUCUACCCAGAGAGUAAAAUCUUCAU
Molecule: messenger RNA, 2718 nt
Organism: Globicephala melas (long-finned pilot whale)
Lineage: Eukaryota; Metazoa; Chordata; Mammalia; Artiodactyla; Delphinidae
Gene: TEX35
Product: testis expressed 35
Cellular component (GO): nucleus
Source: RefSeq, a predicted model, not a curated record